CACAAACUGGGCGAAAGGUCACACUCCAAAAGACUCUCAACGAUAUCCCAUUUCCCUUUCCAUCACUUCACCGUUAGUCUUCCCCUUAAACCAUGGCUGCCACCGCCGCUGCCGCAGCUACAUCAUCCUUCAUGGGCACCCGCCUCCCUGACGUCUACACUAGCUCAGGGAGAGUCGUGGCCAGGUUCGGCUUAGGCCGCAAGAAAGCUGCCAGGAAAGUGUCGAAACCAACCUCCGAUCGCCCUUUAUGGUAUCCGGGAGCUGUGGCACCCGAGUGGCUAGACGGAAGCUUGGUUGGUGACUACGGGUUUGACCCUUUUGGCUUGGGGAAGCCUGCAGAGUACUUGCAAUAUGAACUGGAUUCUUUGGACCAGAACCUGGCAAAGAAUGUGGCGGGUGAGAUCAUUGGGACCAGGACAGAGGUUUCAGACGUGAAGGCGACACCGUUUCAGCCGUACAGCGAGGUGUUUGGUCUGCAGAGGUUCCGUGAGUGUGAGCUGAUUCAUGGGAGGUGGGCCAUGUUGGCUACUCUUGGUGCGCUUACUGUUGAAUGGCUCACUGGAGUUACCUGGCAAGACGCAGGCAAGGUAGAGCUGGUUGAGGGGUCAUCUUACCUAGGCCAACCCCUUCCGUUCAACAUUUCAACAUUGAUUUGGAUCGAAGUCUUGCUGAUCGGAUACAUUGAAUUCCAAAGGAACGCAGAGCUUGACCCUGAGAAGAGGCUGUACCCCGGAGGAAAGUUCUUUGACCCUCUUGGCUUGGCCUCUGACCCAGAGAAGAAAGCCACCCUUCAACUGGCUGAGAUCAAGCAUGCACGCCUUGCCAUGGUUGCUUUCCUGGGCUUUGCAGUCCAAGCUGCUGCAACAGGCAAAGGUCCUCUCAACAACUGGGCUACCCACUUGAGUGACCCUCUUCACACAACCAUCAUUGACACCUUCACCUCUUAAAAGGAUUCCUUUGCUUGAGUAGAAUUUUGCUAGAUGUACUAUUUGUAUGUGCCUUCUAUGCUGUAAAAAAUUUAUAACUUUCCCGACUGUUUCCAGCAGAGAAUGCUACUAGCUCAAAUUGUCUGGUUACAACAAAUCUUCUACUUCUAUGUUAAUCAAGACAUACACCAACCAA
This is a messenger RNA of Theobroma cacao (cacao), 1122 nucleotides long. It is a transcript of the gene LHCB4.1, whose product is annotated as light harvesting complex photosystem II. The record is from RefSeq and is a predicted model, not a curated record. Gene Ontology annotation, biological process: photosynthesis, light harvesting. Gene Ontology annotation, cellular component: membrane. NCBI's taxonomy places the organism in Eukaryota, Viridiplantae, Streptophyta, Magnoliopsida, Malvales, Malvaceae.